AUGGACUGCUCCUCCCAACUGAUGUCAAGUAAAUCAACAUUUGAUCACUCCACAGGACAGUUUCGUCUCAGAAUAACCAAUGGAGAACUUGUUACCUAUCCUGUAAACCAUACCCAUGGAGCUACGGAAUUUUAUUGGAAAAUUACUGGACUUGACGACGAGUCAGAAUUAUUUCUUAGUACUGUUGGUGUUUUAAUGUUACGCAAUGGUAACAAAACUCUGAAAAUAUUAGCCAACAGCUCUUAUUCCGACGAUAACAAAACUGUAAUUUACCGUGCAACACUUGAUACUGAUGGGAUCUUAAGGCUAUACUCACAUCACUUUGACACUAGUGGAAAAUCUAAUGUGAAGGUGGAGUGGUUUGCGUUAAAGAAUAAAUGUGAGGUGAAAGGCUCCUGCGGUUUUAAUAGCUACUGUUAUAGCAACAGUAGUGAAGCAGACUGUAAAUGUUUCCCCGGGUUUGACUUCAUCAACCCGCGGAAGAGAUUCCUGGGCUGCUACAGAAAUUUCACCGACGAAGAAGGCUGUAGAAGGAAGGAGCCGGAACUUUUUUACAAUAUUGCUGAUAUGGAGAAUACAAAGUUGGGAGGUUUGCCUGAUGCCAAGUUAUCUAUGAACAAGGAAGAUUGCAACAAGUCUUGCUUGUACGAUUGUCACUGUGGAGCUGCAUUAUAUGGGGUAAAGAAUCAGUCUGAUUCAGCUACUGUCUUUGUCAAGUGGAGUUCAGGCAACACUGGCCCCAACAUCCCACAUGAUCAAAUUAUCUCACCGGACGCUCUUCAAGAUGGAGUUGAGACUGAAAGCAAAAAAAAACUUAUUUCAAUUCUUGCUGCAAGUUUGAGUUCCAUCACAUUCUUGUGUUUCAUCAUAGCGAUUUCCAGUUUCUUUAUGUACAAGCUCCGAGUUAAGAGAUAUAGAAAGCUUCAAGGAAAUUCGAAUUUAGAUUCAACCCAAGAGUUCUCAUUACAAUCGUUUUCUUAUAAUGAACUAGAUAAGGCCACAGAUGGGUUUAAGGACGAGUUGAUGAGAGACUGGUUUGGAGCAGUCUACAGAGGGUAUAUGUUUAAUGGAAAGAAGAAGAUUUCAGUAAAGCGGUUGGAAAAUCCUAUGGAAGAAGGAGAAAAGAAGUUUCGAGAAGAGAUGGCUAUAGUUCGCCAAACGCAUCACAGAAACUUGGUUCGUUUGCUUGGAUUUUGUCUGGAUGGCUCCAGGAAGGCUCUUGUUUACGAAGAUAUGGGGAAGGGUUCUGUUGCAGAUUUCAUAUUUAAUGAAGACAAACGCCCUUACUGGACAGAAAGAGUGAAAAUUGCUUUAGAUGUGGCGAGAGGAAUCCAUUAUCUCCAUGAAGAGUGUGAGCUCCCAAUAAUUCACCGUGACAUUAAUUCCAAAACUAUUCUCGUGGAUGACUCUUGGACUGCUAAGAUCUCUAAUUUCAGCUUAGCUAGACGUUUAAUACCGAAUCAAGGGGAAAUGCUUGCUGGGUUCAAAGGCACCCGAGGCUACACAGCACCUGAAUGGCAAUCGAAUGGGCCAAUAACAGUAAAAUCAGAUGUUUAUAGUUUUGGAGUCGUGCUGUUGGAGAUUAUAUGUUGUAGAAGCAAUAUUAAAGUGAAUGUUUCUACACCAGAUGAAGUUCUUCUUUCUACUUGGGUCAAUAACUGCUUUGUUUCCAGAGAGUUAAAGAAGCUGGUAGCGGAGGAAGAAGUUGACAUGAAAAUGCUGGAAAGGAUGGUGAAGGUUGGAUUGUCGUGUACUAAAGAUGACCUAAAUCUGCGUCCUUCUAUGAAAAAUGUGAUAUUGAUGUUAGAAGGAACUAUGGACAUUCCUGUCCAUCCAUGUCCAACUCUUCUUAUUUGA
Mangifera indica (mango) is the source of this 1857-nucleotide messenger RNA. RefSeq names its product G-type lectin S-receptor-like serine/threonine-protein kinase LECRK3. Gene Ontology annotation, molecular function: protein kinase activity; ATP binding. The record is from RefSeq and is a predicted model, not a curated record. Lineage: Eukaryota; Viridiplantae; Streptophyta; Magnoliopsida; Sapindales; Anacardiaceae. The transcript has 2 exons. Gene Ontology annotation, biological process: protein phosphorylation; recognition of pollen. The coding region runs from base 1 to 1857 and encodes 618 amino acids.